AUGAACUCGACACGCCGGGCUUCAAAAGCGGCAAAGUCAACAAUCAAUUACCACAGGUUUUCAUUAGAUGAGCACCACUUAUUUGAGCCGGAUGCUUUGAUUACUAAGGAGCGAGAUGCCAAUCAUCAAUCAAGGCAAAGCUCGCAAUCUUGCAGAACACAUGCUUACAGAAGAUUGACCACUCCCCAGUUUGUAUCUGCAUUGACUGGAAUUUGGAAUCUUGUUGGCCAGCCUGAAUCAUCUGGCACAACUCAAAGAUCUGAUAUUCAUGGGACUUCGAGUAGGGAAGACCCUGUGUGCUUUAGCAGGGAUCAACAAGGAAAUAUACUGACACCUUGCUGUGUGGAAAGCUCAAGUGGUCCGAGAUCUCAAAACUGCUUGUCUACACCAAAAGAAAUUUAUGAGGAUCUUAUCUCGGUAAAGAAGAAGAUGUUAACGCUGACACCAUUCGGUAGUGUUGUUGGUGCAUCAUCCACAUGGAGGCAUAUGCAUUCCUCAAAUAAGGUUGGAGGUGCACAUUAUUUGCAAUUUGGAACUAUAUACUCUAUGCAAACCGAAAAGAUGGAAAAAAUUGGGACUUCUCAGAGUAGCAAAAGAAGCAUGUGUGAGGAAACUUGUGCUGGUUCCAACAAUAUGGACAUUAGGGACGAUAGCUAUUCGAAUCAAACAAGAAGCACGCCUAAUGAGCUAUUUACUAUCUCAAAUGAAGAAUCUAGCAGUACACAUGAUUGUGAAAGUUCUGGACACAAUACUGAGUGCAAUCUACAAAAUUUUCAAGAAGAUUCGAAUUUUUUAGCUUGCCCAGUUCACGAAUUGGAAAUUGCCAAAGAUGUGAGGAUAAUGCCAGGGAAUCAAGUUGUCAGUAAGGCAUGCACAGAUGUUCAGCUUGACGAAUCAGAACACAUGUCUUGUCUGGUGGGUGAUGCUGCUGUUCUUAAUUCAGCAAAUGCAGAUGAAUGUGCUUGUAGGGAUGAUGUGUGUCUGCGGCUUUCUGUAGACCAGUGUUCACAAGAGCUCCAACCAACUUUUCAGCAUCGAUUUGAUGGUGCUGUUACCGUAAACAGGCAUGCUGUGGCAGGAGCAUUAGCUGGGACAGCAGUCAGUGCUUCUUUGCAUCCAAUUGAUACUGUGAAAACAAUAAUUCAGGCUAACAGUUGUGGACAAAGUUCAGUCUACCAUACACUAAGGCGCACCCUUGUUGAGAGAGGUGUUCUGGGGCUAUAUGGAGGACUUGCUAGCAAACUUGCUUGUUCUGCACCAAUUUCUGCAAUUUAUACCUUAACUUAUGAAACAGUAAAGGGGGCUCUUCUGCCUGUUUUUCCAAAGGAAUAUCAUUCAAUUGCACAUUGUGCUGCCGGUGGCUGUUCUAGUAUUGCAACAUCCUUUGUUUUUACACCCAGUGAAUGCAUAAAACAACAAAUGCAAGUGGGUUCCCAUUAUCAGAACUGCUGGAAUGCUUUAGUAGGAUGUCUCAAAAAGGGUGGCAUUGCUUCAUUAUAUGCUGGAUGGGGUGCUGUUCUUUGUAGAAAUAUCCCACAUUCCAUAGUAAAGUUUUAUGCCUAUGAGAGUCUGAAGCAGUCUCUGUUGAAAUCAGCACCUGAUAGUGCCAAACUCAAUUCUGGCCAAACGCUUUUAUGCGGAGGUUUUGCUGGGUCAACUGCUGCUCUCUGUACGACUCCAUUUGAUGUUGUCAAGACACGAGUGCAAUUACAGGCACUCAGCCCUGUUAGCAAGUAUGAUGGGGUUGUUCAUGCACUAAAAGAAAUUUUUCGGCAUGAAGGUUUGUGUGGUCUUUACAGGUACAAAAAUUUGCCAGAGGCAUACCAAGCUAGUUAA
Molecule: messenger RNA, 1836 nt
Organism: Miscanthus lutarioriparius
Lineage: Eukaryota; Viridiplantae; Streptophyta; Magnoliopsida; Poales; Poaceae
Source: the annotation of a GenBank genome assembly